Molecule: messenger RNA, 1653 nt
Organism: Pelagomonas calceolata
Lineage: Eukaryota; Pelagophyceae; Pelagomonadales; Pelagomonadaceae
Source: the annotation of a GenBank genome assembly
GCUCGACGCCCACACAAGCUGGCGCUUGUCUCGACGCAGCUGUCGACGAGAAAGAGCGGCAAGCGCACGACGCCGCCAACGGAUCGCGCGCGAGACGGCUGCGCAGCCCUGCCUUCAUCAGAGGCUGCCCACGCCGCCGCAUGUCGGACCCCGAGUCCCCGCGACGACGAGAUGCCGAUUUAGAGAUUAUCGACAACACGACGCAGGGCCCGUCACCCAGAAACGACGCCUUGGGCGUGAACCUCCUGGGCGAGGCCUGCUGCCAGGCCACCGAAGAAAUGGACGGUUCUGGAAGAGGUUUUGCGGUGGAGGCGACGCCUUUACUGAGUCGAGAUACGACGCACCCCGUCGCGAAGAAGGUGACGCCGUACCUCGCUUUACUGUCAUGCCUCAUGUUCGCGGGCCCUAUAUAUGGCUGGACGCCGAUGCAGGCCAUGUUGGUCGAAAGGGGGGCUUUUCUCUACGAGUGCGACGCGGAAGAAGUCAUCGUAGAAUCGUCGGAUUCGGCCUGCGCGGCGCAGAUCGAGACGUUAUCCGCGGUGUACUCGCUAGCGUCCUUCGUCAACGAGGGCAGCGCCUUCCUCAUCGGCGUCUUGGUCGACUUGCAAGGCUCGGAAGUCACGGUCCUACUGUCCGGAGCGUGCUACGUCGCGGGCUACGUGCUCAUAGGGCUCUUCGACUGGUUCGGCGACUGGUGUCUGUUUGUCGCGUUCAUGCUGUUGGGCGUCGGCGGCAUGGGCUUCUUCCUGGCCUCGUUCCGGGCCGCGGGCCUGACGGAAAGUCGAGUCGUUUUUUUGACGGCGGCGUCUUGCUUGUACGACUCGUCGAGCGGCGUUUUUUUAGCGGUGCAAGGCAUCCUAAACCUCUUCGAUAAUAAUUAUGGCCACUUCCGCGUCGCCUUCCUGCUGCUAGCGGUCCUCUCGCUAGCACUCACGAUAGCUUUAGCGUACUGCUGGCGGCUGAGUGGAUGCGACGCCGUCGAUCAUGAAAUAGAUGAUCGGAAGAAUGCGACGGCAUUACGCUUAAAGGAUAGGCCCUUCGGCCGGGGCCAGCUCUACACGCUCGAGUUCGCGCUCCUGGCGACGUGGGUCACGCUCGGGAUGUUCAAAGCGAUAGGGUACUUAGGUACUAUAUAUGAUUGGCUCGACGCGAUCGGCGACGGCACGAACGGCGUGCCCGAGCUGAUCUCGGGGUUGGUCGUGGCCGGUUGUCUGUGGAUUCCCAUCUUGGCGUACUUGUUUCGCAUUGGCUUAUGUGCCUCGGCUCAUGUGAUUAAUCUGAUAGGCCUCGCGUUCAGCAUCUGCGUUUGUAUUCCCACAGUUACAGCUCAGAUCUUCGGCGCGAUCAUUUACGCCGCGUAUCGGGCGGCGUUCUACGCCUCCGUGCCGAACUUUUGUGCUGGACUUUUUGGGCAGAAAAGCAUAGGGCGGACGGCCGGUCUCUUGUAUACGCUGGGUGGCUUCGCGGCGUUACUCACGGCGCCGAUCGUCUGGGCCGGCGAGAGCGGCUACUGGACCGCGGUCAAUAUUGCCAGUUGUUUACUCGUGGUGCCCAUGGGAGGUUGCGUCCUGUCUUUACACCUGUUCUCGGCGGAGCCGUGCCUGGCGCUGCGGCCGCCGGAUUCGGGGGUGUCUUAACUUUAGGUUUAGGUUC